CUCCGAAGUCUUUUCCAUUUGACUCACCGGUCGGCGCUGCUUCGAAAUGGACCGUGGAAGUCCGCAGUGCAUUGUGGAGAAGCAUCUGGGCGGACCUGGAACUCAAGCUUGGGUUCGUAUUUGGAAUGACCACCUAUUUGUACACACAUACCAUCCUAAUCCUAUACCAUUUUGCCCAGUAUAUAUAGUCGUAUCAUCGAAUCUGGACCCACUGCGGAUGUUAAGCUCCGCCAGAUACCAACACUUUGAUCAAGAUGGGUGCCCACUGAGAUUUGCUGAGUCACGUUCGUUUCGGCAUUUUCGUUAAGGAAAACCAUGGAACACUUCCUCCCAUUCGAUCGGGAUGGGAAGGUCGACUCAGGUCGGCUUUUCUCACCCCGACGCGUGCGCGGGAAGGGGGGAGCUGGACCGAAGUCGUGGCGGUGUGGCCUUCGUGGACCCCGGAAGCCUUCCGUUUCUUCGUGGGACUCCAACCAGGUGCAGGAUGCGUACGCAGCGACGGCUGGGAGAAGCUUCGAAUGAUCCAGAAUCUGGGCCGAGCCUGGUGGAGUGUUCCACGAAAUCGCACCAGGUUUAAAAGAGCAUCAACUGCGCUUUCUGGGGUUCCCGCUUAUACGCCCCGUCCCCUCCGACGCACGUCACCGCCGUAGAUCCGUAGAUCGUCGUCGAUGCGUCGCCUCGUCCGAGCUCCCCAGGUGACGUGGUGGCGGCUCCGAUGGCACGACGCCCACGGGUGGAGGAAGUGUGUUUGCAGGACCUCCCCAAGCUCCAACCACGGGCAUCGCGGGAAGCCGCGGCCGACGCGGAUGCCGGCUCUUCACCUUUGCGGCACGGUGACGGGGCGUGGCGGCGCUCGCUGAAGGGCUUUCACGAGCGCUUCGUGGCCCAGGUGAAGCUCAGCCUUCGAGGAGCGGUUGAGGGGAUCGCACCUGUCGUGGUGUCCCAAGCGGCCAAGACGAGCUGGGACAGCAGCGAUCCAAUGACCACGGGCGCCACCCUUUGGGACGCUGCGUUGCUGCUCAGCGCCUACCUCUGUACGUCAACGCGCCCGCGCCUACGUGGCUCGCACGUCUUGGAGCUGGGCAGUGGCUGCGGUCUGGUGGGCUUGGUGGCAAAGCGCUUGGGAGCCGAGGUGACGCUCACCGACCUCCCAAGCUUGCUGCCCUUGCUGGAGGCCAAUGCGAACUGCAACGGCGCCGACGUGGACAUUCGGCCGCUCUUGUGGCAAGAGGCUGCCCAGAUGCGGUGGAUUCAAAACCACCGCUUCGACCUGGUCCUGACGCCUCGAGUGGGACAAACGCGAAGAUCGGAUGGAACGUCGAGUUCCAAAACGGAAACGGGAUGGACGUUCAAAGGGGAAGAGGGAUUGGAACAUCACUGGGUUUUAGGAAUGACUUGGUUUUUGUCUUCCCUUUGAAAAAGGACAAUUCUCCUCAUGAAGAAUUUCCGUGAUUUUUUCUCACCGAACGCUAGGGGCGUUACGUGGGUGGUUAUAUAUUGAUGUUAUUUGUCAUGAUUAGGUCUAUAGUUUCUAUAAAAGCUAAGAUGUAUCAUGGAGGACCACAACACGCAGGGCUCCGCAUGUGUUGACUUCCUUCACGUCGCAGCUAGACGAGUUGUGAAGUGGAAGGGGAAUGGGCAGCCCUGGGCAGAUGUAGACGGACAUAAGCCGAUGCAUCUGGAUAUUUUUUUGGAUGUGACCCUUCUGCCAAAGUGCAUGAUGUGGGUUUCAUUUGACAGCUUUUACCGCAAAUCCACCUCGAGCCGUGGCAAGCUUUGAUGAGUUGAGCUAUUGAUGAGUACACUCAGUCUAUCUACUGAUUGUUGGCUUUCAGUCCAUGUUUACUGCCCAUCGUACAUUUCGCAUCACAGGGUGCUGAGGCAUGAUGAGGUGAUGUAUGUGACAAGUCGCUCAUGUGAAGUAGCAAACUUCUAAGUGCGAAGCUCCAGCCAUAAGACAUGCUUCCCCAUAAAUGCCUAGUGCCCAACGACCUGACACUGUCGACUACUGAGGGAGGAAUAGGAUUGAUAGGAUUGGCCAUUGGUUGCGCUGUCCUUUUCCUCGGUUUUUCUUUACUUCUUCUCUUUGCUGCUAGUGAAAGCAGCCUUGUUUGAAGCCGGGAGGUCAAAAGGAGCCAGGGAAGGUCAUGAUGAGAAGGAGCAGGGCUAUGACGGGCUUCACUACUCAUGACACGAAAAAGUCUCCAAUAAUGACGUCUCUAGAGACAGGUGCGGUGGAAGAGGUGGCCAAGUAGCUUCUUGUUACUCGGUGGAAGAGAUGGCCACCUACUCCUGGUGGGUGCUUUUUCUUGGCCAAUUUGUGCAAUGAAACCCACCGCGUUAAGCAACGAGGAUGUCGGACCUCCUCUACCACGAGGAGCAGUUCGACCCGCUUUGGACCGUUCUGCAGGUGCUGACAGCGCAAGCCAAGCUGAAGCGGAGACGUGGCUCGGUUGGAGCGACAGUAAGUCUAUAACCCAGACACUCCAUGACAUGGAGUAGGUUCUCAAUUUGUGAACAUGCAGCGUAAGAUUUGCCUGCGUCUUCGGUCUUCUUCAACAUCCGUGGCGCGUAAGCUCACAUUGUGGUCGCGUAUGAAAAGCGUAAGGAGCGGAAGACAGUUACGACAUAGGGGUUUACUCAUACGUCUUUUGCAGAGCUCAUGGGACUGCCGUGCGUCGGACUGCCGCCCUAUAGACGGACGGACCCCCCAGUCAACCACCACCACCCCCACGCCCUUUUCUCGGCAGUCCGACGUGGCAGUCCGGCGGUCCGUGUCUGGGUAAGGAGACGACGAGCCAGACGUCUCACAGGUCGAAGACGAUGUGACGAUGGACAGGUGAUCGGCCCAGACUAGUAACUCAGGAACCAGGGGGGUUGAAGGUUCGGUCGAACUGGAUGUUGAGCUGGAACCCACGGAGCAGUUCUCAGACUCGAUGUUCCUGGUUGGCACUGGAUGUUUUGGGGUUCACCUCGGAGGCAGGCAGGGCAUUGCAUCAGACCACUCUGCGAAGCGUUUCGCGUACGGGGCGCACUCGAAGCAACUGGGUGUGUCCAGCAUGAAAUAGCCGACCAAGUGCUGCCUGUGUUCCCAGCUCCAUGAGACUGUGAGUCCUCCAGAUCCUCCAGGCCCCUCGACGCAGUUACCAACACGCCACCCCUCUUUCCGUGGCUUCCACGAUGCGUCGCGGCGUGGUGACGUUCGUGAGGCUUGAAAUUCCUUUGGUUCCAAGAACUUCACCAACCGGAACUUUGUGAACGCUUCCACCGUCAGUUGCGCCAGAGGGCUUGGCGCAUCCAACGCCUUGCAUCGGUGGCCGAUGACCUUGGCCAACCCUUGGUCCUCUGGCGCCUGCGCCCGCCGUUCCGCGCCCUUCGCCGCGCGGGAACCGCGCGCGGGAACCGCGCG
Messenger RNA from Durusdinium trenchii, 3409 nucleotides. Lineage: Eukaryota; Dinophyceae; Suessiales; Symbiodiniaceae. The record is from the annotation of a GenBank genome assembly.